AUGGCGACGACGACCGUCGCGCGCGCGUCGAUCGCGCCGACGGUCUCGCGCGCGAUCGCGCGACGUUCUUCGCGAUCGCGUCCGCGCGUCGCGCGGGUCGGCGCGCGCGCGACGACGACGACGCGCGAGACGCGCGCGCGAACGCGACGACCGACGACGACGACGACGCGCGCGGCGACGACGACGGCGACGGCGACGGCGACGGCGACGCGAAGAACGACGCGCGGGACGACGACGACGACGCGGGCGACGCGGGAGGAGGACGCGCUGGCGACGGCGAUCGGGGCGACGGCGGCGGCGCUCGCGCGAACGCGCGCGCGGACGGGACGCGCGCUGACGCUUGCGCUCGUCGCGGGCGCGUGGGCGCAGAGCGUGAAUCUGGGAGGGACGUUCGCGCUGGCGCUGUUCAGGGCGCACGAGGUGCCGAUCGUGGCGGCGGCGUUCGCGCUGGGGGUGGCGGCGUGGAAGUUCGCGUGCGCGCAGUACGCGCGAACGUGCGUGUUGCGGCGCGAGGGAGAGAAAGAGGGAGAGGCGCGCUCGGAUCGACGCGGGGCGCUCGCGGCGGUGAAUUCGAUGGGGUGGUCGGUGAGGGCGGCGCACGGGGAGUUGAAGGACGCGAGAGGGGUUUUGGCGUCGUUGUGCGUGUUGGAUUUACGACGGCUGGCGUCCGUCGCGUGGAAUUCGCUCAUCACCGUUCCGAUUCCGUACUUGGGAUUGAUUAAACUUCUAGAUUUCGCCGUCGCGGGUCCGGUGCUGGUGAACGAGGGAAAGACGCCUCGCGAGGCGAUGGCGCGUUCGCGAGAGUUGAUGUACGGAUAUCGCGUGCUGUUGAUGAAGACGACGUUUUUGUGCUCCACCGUGUGCGCCGCACUCGUGUGCGGCACCGUCGGAGCUUUCGUGGCGUGCGUCCCGUCGCUGCCGAACCUCAUGCUCGGCGCGGAAGCGACGACCGUGGGCGAAGCCGCGGCGGGAUUCAUCAACGGCGCGGCGUUCGAUCGCGUGUGGGUGCUCGGGACGCCGCUCGAACGCGCGGCGACGUUCGCCUUGCUGGUGUGCGGAUUAGUUUUGAGCUUUCUCUUCACUUUAGGCUUUCGCGAGCUCUUGAGCCUGUUUUACGAAGAAACGACGGCGCGCUACUCGCCGCCGCCGCCGCUGGACGCAUCGGCGAUCGACGCGCCGAACAAGCCAUCGCUCUGGCGGCGAGCGCAGUUCUGGCGCAAAGAAUGA
Ostreococcus lucimarinus CCE9901 is the source of this 1227-nucleotide messenger RNA. RefSeq lists its product with no specific name. NCBI's taxonomy places the organism in Eukaryota, Viridiplantae, Chlorophyta, Mamiellophyceae, Mamiellales, Bathycoccaceae. The record is from RefSeq and is a predicted model, not a curated record. The transcript has a single exon. The coding region runs from base 1 to 1227 and encodes 408 amino acids.